Messenger RNA from Sebastes umbrosus (honeycomb rockfish), 3586 nucleotides. RefSeq names its product ubiquitin-conjugating enzyme E2 Q2-like. The coding region runs from base 108 to 1244 and encodes 378 amino acids. The transcript has 13 exons. The record is from RefSeq and is a predicted model, not a curated record. NCBI's taxonomy places the organism in Eukaryota, Metazoa, Chordata, Actinopteri, Perciformes, Sebastidae.
UAAUGUGCGAGAUCCGCCGAGCCUCUCUGCUGCGCGGUCACAUUCCGCCCAGCCUUCCCCCUCUCUCUCUCUCUGCCAGCGGCCUGGUGCUUUGAGAUGAGUACAGGAUGUCGGUUUCGGGGCUGAAGGCCGAAUUGAAGUUUUUGGAGUCAAUUUUCGACCCGAACCACGAACGAUUUAGAAUAAUAGACUGGAAACCAGACGAGCUGAGCUGCCAAUUCAACGUGACCGGAGAGAAGCUGCUGAUCAUUCACUGCAACAUCACGGAAUCUUAUCCCUCAACACCCCCAAUAUGGUUUGUUGACUCUGAUGAUCCUAGUCUGGCUGAAGUGUUGGAGCGCUUAGAGGAUGUGAGAAAAGGCAGCACAUUGCUCCUUCAGCAGUUGAAGCGCCUCAUUUGUGAUCUCUGUCGGCUUUACAACCUGCCACAACAUCCAGAUGUAGAAAUGCUCGACCAGCCUCUACCCGCUGGCCCGAUUACCCAGGAGCGAAAGCACGGGCCAGCAGAUGAGGUGACAUCUGAAGAGGAAGAAGAGGAAGAAAUGGGAGAGCAGGACAUUGACCUGGACCAAGACCUGGACCAUUACGACAUGAAAGAAGAGGAGCCAGUUGAUGGAAAAAAGUCAGAAGAUGACGGGAUAGAGAAAGAAAAUCUGGCCAUCUUGGAGAAGAUUCGUAAAAGCCAGAGACAGGAUCACUUGAAUGGUGCAGUGUCUGGCUCCGUGCAAGCCUCAGACCGCCUAAUGAAGGAACUCAGGGAGAUCUACAGAUCACAGAGUUACAAGACAGGUAUUUAUUCAUGCGAACUAGUCGGCGACAGCCUUUAUGAAUGGCACGUCAAGUUAAGGACGGUAGACCCAGAUAGUCCAUUACAUAGUGACUUGCAGGUCUUAAAAGAAAAGGAAGGAGUGGACUACAUUCUGCUCAAUUUCUCUUAUAAAGAUAAUUUUCCUUUUGACCCACCUUUUGUGCGGGUUGUCGCACCUGUGCUCUCCGGAGGUUAUGUUCUAGGAGGAGGGGCCUUGUGCAUGGAGCUUCUCACAAAACAGGGCUGGAGCAGUGCCUAUUCCAUAGAAUCUGUCAUUAUGCAGAUAAAUGCAACUCUGGUGAAAGGAAAAGCCAGGGUGCAGUUUGGAGCCAAUAAGAACCAGUACAAUCUUGCCAGAGCACAACAGUCGUACAAAUCCCUUGUGCAGAUUCAUGAAAAGAAUGGCUGGUACACACCACCUAAAGAGGACGGAUAAGGAGCUACUACCACUAUGCACUGGGAACAUGUCUUUGGGUCAAAGUAUCUUGUUUUCUUUGGAUUAUUUUCCCCUCCUCUGACUUCACUGGGGGAUAUAUCAUCUUUCUCGCGGAAACCAUCUCGUUGGCUCAUCUGACAAGUAUUCCUCCGCCCUGCUCUGGGAAAGACUUUGUUCUGGUAUCACUCUGCUUCUCCCCUCAGUGUUUUAGUGAGGAGGAGGAUGUGAGGGUAUCACUAGUCCUGUUUUCUAAACAUGCUCAUUUGUCUUUAAAAAAAAAGACUAUUCUCCCUUUAAAUGUGGGGAAAUGCUUUUUCUUUAGCUGCUUUGACAAAGUGGGCUUCACAACCAGUCAGUUCCCCCUCUUUAAAUGGGAAAUUUAACAGCAGAUUGAUACUGAAGCUCUUGAUGUGGCACCUCACUGCACCUCUUUUUAUUGGCCACUGGAAAAUUAACUGGUACAUAAAUGCAAAUAUUGUAGACAUAUUAUUCAGCAAUUGUUUUUUUUUAUUAUUUGAGCAUCCUUCCUAGACAGUUAAUAAAUAUUUCAUCUUUUGGAAGCUCAUCUUAAAAUUGAGAUGGACAACCACUCGGUAUCUUUUAGCUCUUACUUUUUAAAAUAUGUGAAGAAUAUCGGGCCAAGCAGAAUCAAAAUGCUGCGAUGUUGUUGAACUAAGAUUAACUGUUGUCUGUGAACAAAUCCACCAGUGGUUGAUAAUAAAACCAAUGGACAUGAAAUAUCUCAGAAUCUGCAUGUUGCAUAUCUUGGGAAGAGGAAACAUAGAUAUAUUUUCACCAGAAGGUUUAACAGAUCUAAUGUUGACGCUCAAAAGCUCAUUUUGCCUCGUUUCUGUAAACACAACGCCGCCCGCAGGCGCUCAGUUUGGCUAUUGGCCUUUCUAUUGAUUAUAGCUGUAGACUUUGGUGGCUGGUUUGAUGCUGAAAAUGAAGCCCUGUGUGUGCAAAGCUAACAGCGUGGUGCACAAGUAGAAUCACACUGGGAUUGGCUUUACAGUGGGAAUAAAUGAAGAGUGUUUGGAUGUUUUUUUCACAACUUUGCCCAGUUUAGCAGCAAAUCUGUAUGUCACAUCUCCCUGACAUACAUGGAUUGUAGUGGUUUGCCGCUGCCCAGUUUAGAUUUUAAACUGCGUCCCUGUUACAUGACGUCACAUGCAGCUGGAUUCAUCUCCUCAGCAGCUAAACAUCCAUUUACAGGGCUUCCUUUGCCACAACAGUGAACCAUAAAUAUUUCGGUGUCGGUUUUGAUGUGUAACAAGACGGGUCAUUCGCAACUGACCUGAAACUCUGACCACGCAAUAUACCGUAGUACAUCCUCGCUACUGCUGUUCCCCAUACUACAGGACACACACUGUAUCUAUCAACCUGUCCGUUUAUUUGUUAACACUGUCUGCAAAAGUAUGUUUGAAUGGCAACUCAGGUAACAAACAAUACUUAGGAGAGGAAUCUGUACAUGUACAUGUCGAGUUUUGGGUUAUUUUCUUGGAUUAAUUAACGCUCUCUACCGUUGACGUUUACUCACCCACUGAUCUGAUGUCAAAAACAGAUAAUGGAAUGAGCUUUACAAUAAUAUGGGCCACAUGUUUCUUUUAAUUCAAGCAAUGUAAGAGGAAGAUGCCAUUUUAACAGGAUUGCAGUAGCAUGUAAUGGCUCAAAACUGUACUAUUUUAUGCUUUUUCUUUCAUCCCACAUACUGAGGUAGAGUUGAUUUCAGUGUGAGAUCUUUAAAUAUUCCUGAUAAAAAAUAUUUGCACACUGGCAACAACGUGCCUGGAUUAUGACAACAAACACAUUCAGAGCUAAAUAUUUUAAAAUCAGGAUUUUUUUCUCUCAGCACACAUCCUGUUGUUACAUGUCUGAUAAAGCCGAGGGGGUGCCGAGGGGGGAGGAAUCAUCGGGUCACAUUAUGGACAAGUGUCCUCAUGUAAAGGGCCUGUGUUGUCUGGACUCUGGUCAGAGAGGAUGCUCAGAGACGAUUGGAGUUUGAUAGUCAUGCCGUGGUGAAUAGACUUGCACACUUCUCUAACUGGACUGUGUUGAAAAGAUUAAUUUAUCUCAACUGUCGAUUCAUUUUCUGGCACCAACCAAACACGAUCAAGUCAGGCACCGUUGGCUCGCUUUGAUUUUCUUUUAUUUCUCAUUUUCCAUUUGAAGAAAUUUUGACCAUGUACAGUAAUUUGUAAACUUGCAUCAAGUUUAUGAAUAAAGAAUUUUAAGAUUAUUGCUGUUUUACUGGGGUCCCUGUGUAUUAUUUUUCACUGUUGCUUAACGGAUUGCAGAUGUGUUGGGCUGAUAUUGAUAUUUCAUUAAAUUAAUAAAAUAAU